Molecule: messenger RNA, 2784 nt
Organism: Eriocheir sinensis (Chinese mitten crab)
Lineage: Eukaryota; Metazoa; Arthropoda; Malacostraca; Decapoda; Varunidae
Product: putative protein TPRXL
Exons: 9
Coding region: 1-972 (323 amino acids)
Source: RefSeq, a predicted model, not a curated record
AUGACCAGUGACAGACAUAUUGAAGAUUAUAUUACGUUGUUUGUCUGUCCACAACACAAGUCCUACAGCAAUACUUCCUCUCUACAACACAAGUCCUACAGCAAUACUUCCUCUCUACAACACAAGUCCUACAGCAAUACUUCCUCUCUACAACACAAAUCCUACAGCAAUACUUCCUCUCCACAACACAAGUCCUAUAGCAAUACUUCCUCUCCACAACACAAGUCCUAUAGCAAUACUUCCUCUCCACAACACAAGUCCUACAGCAAUACUUCCUCUCCACAACACAAGUCCUACAGCAAUACUUCCUCUCCACAACACAAGUCCUACAGCAAUACUUCCUCUCCACAACACAAGUCCUACAGCAAUACUUCCUCUCUACAACACAAGUCCUACAGCAAUACUUCCUCUCUGCAACACAAGUCCUACAGCAAUAGUUCCUCUCUGCAACACAAGUCCUACAGCAAUACUUCCUCUCCACAACACAAGUCCUACAGCAAUACUUCCUCUCUACAACACAAGUCCUACAGCAAUACUUCCUCUCUGCAACACAAGUCCUACAGCAAUACUUCCUCUCCACAACACAAGUCCUAUAGCAAUACUUCCUCUCCACAACACAAGUCCUAUAGCAAUACUUCCUCUCCACAACACAAGUCCUACAGCAAUACUUCCUCUCCACAACACAAGUCCUAUAGCAAUACUUCCUCUCCACAACACAAGUCCUAUAGCAAUACUUCCUCUCCACAACACAAGUCCUAUAGCAAUACUUCCUCUCCACAACACAAGUCCUACAGCAAUACUUCCUCUCCACAACACAAGUCCUAUAGCAAUACUUCCUCUCCACAACACAAGUCCAACAGCAAUACUUCCUCUCCACAACACAAGUCCUACAGCAAUACUUCCUCUCCACAACACAAGUCCUACAACAAUAUAAGGAUCGUAAUGUUACGUUUACGUAAAGACGAGAAAUAAGCAAACAGUGAGUGCUGGGCUGACGUAACCUUGCCUCAACGUACAGAGAUCAAAGUGUGAAUUGAAGUUACUUAUACAAUCAUCUCGUAAGUAAGGUUGACAAAUUAUAUUCCAUCAGUUUAAAUGACGUAAUCUUCCCUAUACAUACAGAUCAAGGUAACAUAUGAAAUGAAAUGAGGUUACUUAUACAAACAUCUCGUAGGUAAGGUUGGCGUAACUUAUAUUUUGCUAGUUUAAAUGACAUAAUCUUCUCUAUACAUACAGGUCAAAGUAACAUACGACAUACGAGUUAAUUGAGGUUACUCAUAAAAACAUCUCAAAGGUAAGGUUGGUGUACCUUAUAUUUUGCUAGUUUAAAGGAUGUAAUCUUCGCUAUACAUAGAGAUCACAGUAACAUACAACAUAUGAAAUGAAUUGAGGUUACUUAUACAAACAUACCAGUGAAUUGAGGUUACUUAUACAAAUAUCUCAAAGGUAAGGUUGGCGUAACUUAUAUUUUGCUAGUUUAAAGGAUGUAAUCUUCCCCAUACAUACAGAGAUCACUGUAACAUACAACAUAUGAAAUGAAUUGAGGUUACUUAUACAAACAUACCAGUGAAUUGAGGUUACUUAUACAAACAUACCAGUGAAUUGAGGUUACUUAUACAAACAUACCAGUGAAUUGAGGUUACUUAUACAAACAUACCAGUGAAUUGAGGUUACUUAUACAAACAUACCAGUGAAUUGAGGUUACUUAUACAAACAUCUCGUAGGUAAAGUUGGCGUAACUUAUAUUGUGGUAGUUUAAAUGACAUAAUCUUCUGUAUACAUACAGGUCAAAGUAACAUACGACAUACGAGUUAAUUGAGGUUACUUAUACAAACAUACCAGUGAAUUGAGGUUACUUAUACAAACAUACCAGUGAAUUGAGGUUACUUAUACAAACAUACCAGUGAAUUGAGGUUACUUAUACAAACAUACCAGUGAAUUGAGGUUACUUAUACAAACAUACCAGUGAAUUGAGGUUACUUAUACAAACAUACCAGUGAAUUGAGGUUACUUAUACAAACAUACCAGUGAAUUGAGGUUACUUAAACAAACAUACCAGUGAAUUGAGGUUACUUAUACAAACAUACCAGUGAAUUGAGGUUACUUAAACAAACAUACCAGUGAAUUGAGGUUACUUAUACAAACAUCUCGUAGGUAAGGUUGGCGUAACUUAUAUUGUGGUAGUUUAAAUGACAUAAUCUUCUGUAUACGUACAGGUCAAAGUAACAUACGACAUACGAGUUAAUUGAGGUUACUUAUACAAACAUACCAGUGAAUUGAGGUUACUUAUACAAACAUACCAGUGAAUUGAGGUUACUUAUACAAACAUCUCGUAGGUAAGGUUGGCGUAACUUAUAUUUUGCUAGUUUAAAUGACAUAAUCUUCUCUAUACGUACAGGUCAAAGUAACAUACGACAUACGAGUUAAUUGAGGUUACUUAUACAAACAUCUCAAAGGUAAGGUUGGUGUACCUUAUAUUUUGCUAGUUUAAAGGAUGUAAUCUUCACUAUACAUAGAGAUCACAGUAACAUACAACAUAUGAAAUGAAUUGAGGUUACUUAUACAAACAUACCAGUGAAUUGAGGUUACUUAUACAAACAUACCAGUGAAUUGAGGUUACUUAUACAAACAUACCAGUGAAUUGAGGUUACUUAUACAAACAUGCCAGUGAAUUGAGGUUACUUAUACAAACAUACCAGUGAAUUGAGGUUACUUAUACAAACAUACCAGUGAAUUGAGGUUACUUAUACAAACAUACCAGUGAAUUGAGGUUACUUAUACAAA